AUGGCCAACAGAAAUCACACUGCUGUGAGUGAGUUCAUUCUGUCUGGAUUAACAAGUGAUCCACAGUUACAGAUCCCCCUCUUUGUGCUGUUCCUCCUCAUCUAUGUGGUCACUCUUCUAGGGAAUCUUCUUACCAUUUUAAUCAUUAGAGUCAGUUUGCAACUUCACACACCCAUGUACUUUUUCCUUAGCCACCUGUCUUUCUCUGACUCAUGUUAUUCAACAUCUGUCACCCCUAAGAUGCUGGCAAAUUUCUUAGUGGACAAGAAAACCAUUUCUUUCCCAGGAUGUGUGGCCCAGUUAUGUGCUGCAGCUACUUUUGGGUUACUGGAGUAUUGUCUUCUGGCAGUAAUGGCGUAUGAUCGAUAUGUAGCAAUCUGUAAACCCCUGCUAUAUAUAGUCUGCAUGCCUCAGAGACUGUGUGCUUUACUGGUUACUGUUUCCUACAUUGCCAGCUGCCUGAAUACCGUGGUCUAUACAGCUAAUAUAUUUAGUUUGACCUUCUGUGGACCUCCUGAAAUUAAUCACUUCUACUGUGAUGUCCCCCCAUUGUUGAAGCUGUCCUGUUCGGACCCCAGGCUUGCCCAAGUCCUUCCUGCUGUUGCCAUGGCCAUCAUUAUGCUGGUUACGGUUCUGACCACGCUGAUAUCAUAUGUGUACAUCCUGCUGGCUAUUCUUAAAAUCCAGUCCUCCGGAGGAAGGCAAAAAGCCUUUUUCACUUGUGCCUCUCACCUAAUAACGGUCACUUUAUUCUAUGGUACUACAAUUUGUAUUUAUCUGUUACCCAGUUCCAGCUUCUCAAUGGAUCAGAAAAAAGUUGUGUCUGUUUGCUAUAUGAUAUUGAUUCCAAUGCUGAACCCAAUGAUCUAUAGUCUGAGGAACAAAGAGGUGAAAGAUGCCCUGUGGAAGACUCUGGGAUGGCGACAGAGCAGAUUUUUCGAUGGUUGGUUGGAUAAUGAGGCUAAUCUUUUCCAUAAACAGAGUGUUGGUAACAUGACGGUAAUUAAACCAGAAUUUGAAUGUGCACACCAAAACUGCCCAGUUGUUGGUAUGCUCACUUUUAAAAAGCUGUUCUGCUUGAUCCUCGAUGGAGCCGUCCGCUGCCGCCACUGCUGCCAGCGCCAGCACGAGCGGCAUAACACAACUUGUGGAACUCCUGGAAUUUUAGUCUUGAAAAAUGUUGAAUUUUGUGAAGCUGACUCUCCUUCAACCUCCUCUUCCUUCGCCUACGUAUCUGGAGACCUAAGAUCACCCUUAAUAUUUGGAAAUGCUUUACCUUCAUUAGCAACUAAACUUCUCAAAGCAAGAAGAAACCUGUCUAAGAGUUGGAAUGUCUAG
Messenger RNA from Tachyglossus aculeatus (Australian echidna), 1338 nucleotides. RefSeq names its product olfactory receptor 502-like. The transcript has 5 exons. The record is from RefSeq and is a predicted model, not a curated record. Lineage: Eukaryota; Metazoa; Chordata; Mammalia; Monotremata; Tachyglossidae. Gene Ontology annotation, biological process: G protein-coupled receptor signaling pathway; sensory perception of smell. Gene Ontology annotation, cellular component: membrane. Gene Ontology annotation, molecular function: olfactory receptor activity; G protein-coupled receptor activity; odorant binding. The coding region runs from base 1 to 1338 and encodes 445 amino acids.